Messenger RNA from Myotis davidii, 3759 nucleotides. Its product is annotated as thyroid receptor-interacting protein 11-like. The annotation marks the transcript as partial. Gene Ontology annotation, molecular function: small GTPase binding. The transcript is spliced from 5 exons. Gene Ontology annotation, biological process: Golgi organization; endoplasmic reticulum to Golgi vesicle-mediated transport. Gene Ontology annotation, cellular component: Golgi apparatus. The record is from RefSeq and is a predicted model, not a curated record. Lineage: Eukaryota; Metazoa; Chordata; Mammalia; Chiroptera; Vespertilionidae.
AAAACAGAUGAGCUCCGACAAGAAAUGCUGGAUGAUGUACAAAAGAAACUGAUGAACUUAGUCAACAGCACAGAAGGAAAAGUAGACAAAAUCCUAAUGAGAAACCUCUUCAUUGGACAUUUCCAUACACCAAAGAACCAGCGUCAUGAAGUGUUACGAUUAAUGGGAAGCAUUCUGGGUAUCAAAAGGGAGGAUAUGGAGCAGUUGUUGAAUGAAGAUCAGGGUGGAGUUACCAGAUGGAUGACUGGGUGGCUUGGAGGAGGAUCAAAAAGUGUCCCCAACACACCUCUGAGACCAAAUCAGCAAUCUGUGUUUAAUAGUUCUUUUUCAGAACUUUUUGUUAAAUUUCUAGAAACAGAAUCUCAUCCAUCUAUUCCACCACCAAAGCUUUCUGUUCAUGAUAUGAAACCACUAGACUCACCGAGAAGGAGAAAACUAGAUAUAAAUGUACCGGAAAGUUUUAAAGAUACGACAGAACCCAGGCCUGGGAGAAGAACAGAUGUGAGUCCGUUCUUGGCUCCCCGCUCUGCGGCCGUGCCUCUCAUGAACCCGGCUGGCCUUGGGCCUGGGGGGCCUGGGCACCUCCUUUUGAAACCCAUUUCAGACGUGCUGCCCACGUUUACGCCUUUGCCAGUGUCGCCUGACAACAGUGCCGGGGUUGUGCUGAAGGACCUUUUGAAUCAAUAGAUGACUCUCAAGCCAGAGACGACAUGCACAGCACUUUAGAGAAACACUAAAUGUAUGUACUUUAUCACGAAGUGGCCUUUUGGAAAAAGUCAUGUAUUUGUUUGCAGUUGUACUUUCUCUGAAUUUAAUAAAAAUAUUUGUAUUGUUUUUAGAAAUUGCAGGUGUCACAGGAGGAAGUGUUUGCUAUAUAUUUUUUUCCUUCUCUGUUUUAACCUAAUUCAGGCUAGAAACAUUUGAUUUUUUAAUCUUAACUUAUGGAAGUAAGUAAAAUAAAAGUAGCUAUAUAUCAGGUUUUGAUUUCUUCCUCUGAUUUUCAAGUUAAUUUAGGCUAGUUGAGACAUGUGGUUGUCUUUUAAAGAUAAUCAUGAGAUUUACCCAAAAAAGAAAGAAAAAGAAAAGGAAGAAGAAAUAAUAACUGUGGCUUAUAUGCAUAGUGCAGAAAAUUGACCUGAAGUGUAUAUUAAUCAUCUUUAUAGAGGAUUUUGUGUAGACAGGACAAGAAAAGGUUGCCCCUGGGAGGACUUAGGUGUCUUGAGGUGGAAUGUGUGUGUAUUUUGUUCUAUGCAACUUUAUCACAUGUGUAAAUCCAUGUGACCACCACUACAGAACAGAUACAUCAAGAACCCCUCGUGCUACCCUUUUUACAGUCAUAGCCACCUCCUUCUUUAGCCCCUCCCCAAACUUCUGGCAACCACUCACUAUUCUCCGAUUUCUGUAACGUGCUAUAUAAAUGGAAUCCAUAGGAUGUAACCUUUUUGAGAUUGACUUUUUCACUGAGUGCAAUGCCCUUGGAAAUCUAUCCAAAUUAUUGCGUGUAUCAGCCUUUCUCUUUUUGUUGUCAAGUGCAUACUAUGGGCAUAUGAUUUGAUUUUAAGAGGUAAGGUGUCUUUUUAAAGUUAUCAUCUUAAAGCUACUUGUUUUUUCACACCUAUAUAUACAACUUUCAUGUAAGUGUUAAAUCAUACAGCUGCAUUUACAGAACUAUAAUGAGCAAUAUCACUAAACACGGCCCCUCCUUCCUCUGUCUGAGAUGUCCAUGUGACAGGCAUGUUAGUCCAGGAGUUGUCCACUUGCAUCCUCACGGUCACCGAGGGCAGUGGAAUUACUUUAGCAACACCAGCAUCAGGUGUUUGGAACUUAAGAAUAAGGGAGUAUUUCUUUAAUUUUUUUAUAAACCUAUCAUAAAAAAAUCCUGGCUUGGAACUUAAUCAGGAUGUUCAUGUUUGUAUAAGUUGUUGAAGUUGUAUAUUUAAAGACAUUUCUUGCAAAUUUUGUAAAUUUCACUAUGCCUUUAAAAUAGAAACAUCUAUAUAACAAAGAAGGGUGGAAAUGAUAUUGAUCCAAAUAUGUAAAUAGUUCUGGCUCCAGCCAGGGCUAAAUUUGAUCAUUUGUAAAUUUUGCUGUGAUUAACUGUAUACUUUCUACUGUAUUUAGAAGCUUGGAAGUCUUUAUGUGUUGAUGGGUGAAACUGGUGUUUCUGAGGAAUUCAGUAACCGAGACAUUGCUGCUUCACAACGUCCUGUCUCCUUAGCUAACUUAUUUAUAUUGCCAUUCUUUAUUUAGUGUGCCUAAAGGAAGUGGUCAUCCAGUUCUAUAUUAGAACUGCCAAACUGCCUCCUGUCUGUUUUGCCCAUUAUUUCUCUUAUAAAAUUAUUACCCUUGGGAUCCUUUCAAAGAUACUUUCACUGACCAGUCUAAAUUAUUUGCUGCUUGCCAUUGAAGUUUCAUUUCAGUGUGGAGCAUCUGAAAUAAAAAUUUCUAAGUUAAAAAAAAAAGACACAUGAUCCUUCAUUUUGAAGAAAUAGAAAAUGCAUAGAGUUUUUCUCUUAUAAUUUGAGAAUUAAAAUUUAAGUAGUGGGUAUUUAAGUAUCAUGUCAUCGUAUUUUAAAUGCCUUUCAUGACAAUUUAAGUAUUUCCUUCCCUAUUCAAACAGCCUGUCUCUCUUCACCCCAUAGUUUAACAUAAGUUUGAAAGCUAUUAUGGGCAUACAGCAUGACCUUACAUGGCUGCUGUUUAAUUAUGUGACCUCGAACUGAAGCUGUAGUACCUAAUGUUUCAGCUGUAUCAUCAUUGAAACUAUAGCUGCCUGGUAUGCAUACUAAGUGUUUGUUGAUCUAAACCAGACAUAACUCAUCUACUUUCCUGAAACUAAGUUGUGUCAGAGAUGAACCAUCUGCUCAAGGAAUCUUCUUAGUAACCAGCCAUACAAUGAGGAAGCAUAUAAUUCUAAUGUCAGCAGUAGGACAUUUCUAACAAUAAUUUACUGCAGUCGUUUAACGACAGUAAUUUUACUGUUUACUUCUCUGCAAACUUACUAGGAUUUGUGGUUGAAUUUUGCUUUAGCUGCCACAGUUUUUCACAACAUUCCUAAUGGUUUUCAACUGCUAAUACUAUAAUAGAAAAUCCAGCCAGACAUUGAAUUUGAUUUAGUACAAUUCUGUAUCAUAUGGCCGUUUGAAUUUUAGUUCCUGCCAUUAUUUAUUUAAAAGAAAAAAAAAUGGGGAAAGAAUUUAAUUCUUUAAAACCGCCACUUAAAAUAUUAAAUAUCCCCCCCAAAUAAAACCUCCAGUUUAUUUUAACCAUUCAAUGGUUAAUCAAAAGGGAGAAAAACACUUUUAAAAUAACUUAUUUGAUCAUUAGGUGGAAAAUAUAAAAGUGUCCUCAGGGACAGGGGAGGGAUGAGAAUACUUAGAGCUAUUAUGUAUCAAACUUAGAGCAUUUGAAUUUGAUUUAAACCUAAUGAAGUUUUUCAUAUAUCAAAGUAUUUAAAGCGUCUUCCAUCAAAAAAUUUAAUUCUGUAAAUAUCAAGUCAGUUAUACUUGAUAUUUAUUUUAUAUAUUCCUAUGGAAAAAGUAAAGACACUCUUAAUGUUCUGACAUUUGUGAUUAUUUGCCAGUGUUUACUUUUUAACUUAUUCAGGUUUCUGUACUUAAAAUUGAUCAAUUGUCUUGAUUUUUAGGGAAAUAACUAAAUAGGGGGAAUUUACAACCCAACUAUAGUAUUGGGUUGUGUUUUAUAGAACUAAAGUCAAUGCAUUUCUGAAUUUCUCAGGAGCGCUGCAAGGCAAAAAAA